Ipomoea nil (Japanese morning glory) is the source of this 774-nucleotide messenger RNA. RefSeq names its product zinc finger BED domain-containing protein DAYSLEEPER-like. Bases 1 to 774 code for a protein of 257 amino acids. Gene Ontology annotation, molecular function: protein dimerization activity. The transcript is spliced from 5 exons. The record is from RefSeq and is a predicted model, not a curated record. Lineage: Eukaryota; Viridiplantae; Streptophyta; Magnoliopsida; Solanales; Convolvulaceae.
AUGAUGCUUAAUACUGCAUUAUUAUUUCAAAAGGUAUUUGAAACCUAUGAAGAUCAUGACAGCUCAUUUAAAUCUGAUUUGGGUGGAAGUGUACCGGAUUUCAUGGAUUGGGAAUCCAUUCAAUCUUUGGUUAAGAUUCUGAAAUCUUUUUAUGAAAUGACUGUUAGGAUUUCUAGUUCAUUGUAUGUGACUUCUAAUACCUUCUUCUCUGAGGUUUCUGAUCUGUCUUUCUUGUUGAAAAAUAUGGAGGAAGCUACAGAAGAUAGUGUUAAAUUGAUGGACCCCAGGGACAAAACUGAGUAUAUGCCCAUCCAGUUUAACCCGUUAUAUGGUGAGGACAAGGGUAAAGCAAUGUUUGAUAAGGUUAUUCUUGGCCUUAAAGAGUUGUUUCAAGAUUAUGUUGCAUUCUUCCCUGUCCAGUUUGUUGAACAAUAUAACAAAUCUUAUCCCUCAUUAACAAUAUCUAAUUCUGUUUCUGUUAGGAGACCUCAAUCAUUACUGAAAUCUCAGAUUAAGAAGCAAAAAUUGGAGAGUGGAGAUUUGUCUAGGAUAAAACUGAGUUGGAAGUCAUUCAGUACUAAUGGAAGGGUACUAGAUGCCUUUAGGAGUUCCCUAACUCCUAGAAUUGUUGAGGCACUGGUGUGCGCACAUGAUUGGCUAAGAGUUGUGCAGCACAUCCAACACUGGAGUUGGAUCUUCACUGCCUACAAUUCUUUGUAUCAUGUAUGUGUAUCAAUGAUUCAAAUCAAUGUCCCUCAUGAGGCUGGGAACUAG